Molecule: messenger RNA, 1089 nt
Organism: Salvelinus namaycush (lake trout)
Lineage: Eukaryota; Metazoa; Chordata; Actinopteri; Salmoniformes; Salmonidae
Product: hyaluronan and proteoglycan link protein 3-like
Exons: 4
Coding region: 1-1089 (362 amino acids)
Biological process (GO): cell adhesion
Molecular function (GO): hyaluronic acid binding
Source: RefSeq, a predicted model, not a curated record
AUGUUGAGCCCACUACUCCCCCUAUUGGUCGUCUGGAUGUACCUCCUGGUCUCCAACCACGCCCUCCCCGUAUACAACAACGGCUUCUUCUACCAUGACGUCAUGAACGGCGAUGGCAACGGAGAGAUCUACAUUAAGAGGGUGCGUCUCCACGUGGAGUCCCCCCAGCACUCUGUGUCGGCAGCCAGGGGCAGUAACAUCACCCUGCCCUGUCACUACCGCUACGAGCCCGAGAUCAACAGCCCCCGCCGUACCCGGGUCAAAUGGUCUUGGCGACCCGCCAACGGCGCGGGUAAGACCGCCCACGAAACAGACGUGAUUGUCGCCAUGGGCAACCGUCACCGUAGCUACGGCAGCUUCCAGGGGCGUGUGCGCCUGCAUCGGGCGGCACCGGGGGACAUGUCUUUGGUGAUCAACGAGCUGCACCAGAACGACACGGGCCGCUACCGCUGUGAGAUCAUCGAUGGGCUAGAAGACGAGAGCGUCACGGUGGAGCUGGAGCUGCGAGGAGUGGUAUUUCCCUACCAUUCCAAGAUGGGACGCUACCAUUUCAACUUCCUGGGGGCCCAGCGUGCGUGUGAGGAGCAGGACUCAACCCUAGCCACCUUUGAGCAGCUCUUCGCCGCCUGGGAGGAGGGGCUAGACUGGUGCAACGCUGGCUGGUUAGCUGACGGGACGGCUCAGUACCCAAUCACCACGCCGCGGGAGGCCUGUGGGGGUGUGGACUUAGCCUCCGGUCUCCGUAGUUAUGGACAACGCCACCGCCACCUCCACCGCUUUGACGCCUUCUGUUUCUCAGCCGCCCCCAAGGGGACAGUUUACUUCCUGAAAGAUCCCCAUAAGCUCAACUUCACCGAAGCGGUGGCGGCGUGCACCACAGACGGCGGUCUCAUCGCAAAGGUGGGCCAGCUCUAUGCCGCCUGGCGGUUCAUGGGAUUGGACCGCUGCGACGCAGGCUGGUUGGCUGAUGGGAGCAUCCGUUACCCCAUUGCAAAGGCCCGCCCUAACUGUGGCCCUUCAGAACCGGGGGUGCGGAAUUUGGGAUUCCCCCCUCUCCAUCAGAAAUACAGUGUCUACUGCAAUCGGUAA